This is a messenger RNA of Megalobrama amblycephala (Wuchang bream), 2432 nucleotides long. RefSeq names its product rac GTPase-activating protein 1. The record is from RefSeq and is a predicted model, not a curated record. The transcript has 16 exons. The coding region runs from base 181 to 2109 and encodes 642 amino acids. Gene Ontology annotation, biological process: signal transduction. Lineage: Eukaryota; Metazoa; Chordata; Actinopteri; Cypriniformes; Xenocyprididae.
UGGAUAGACUUCCGGAACGAUAAUCCGUUUAAUGGUCCACACGUAGAGUUUCAGAAACGAUGAAAUCCAGUUUGCAGCAUAAGCAACUACAUCCAUGUGACCCGUGACAUUAUUACACUCACGUGACGCAUUUAAAGCGACUUGUUUGAGUUUGAUGCGGGAUCAUCAGCUGACUCGACCAUGGGGGAUCAGUUUGUAAGAGAAGUCCUCGGUCUGUGUUUGCAAAGGCUUGCUAUAGAAGAAGCUACUAACUCUGAGCUCGAAUUUAUUGAGGUGGUGAAGAACUUUGAAGCUGCCCGGAAGAAAUGGUUGCACGCAGAGCUGGAGCUGAAAAAACAGAAGGAGCUCCUAGUGAAGUCUGAUGUCGCUCGAGCUGCUCUGGAGGUCAAACUCAAACAUGCUCGAAACCAGCUAGAUGUGGAGAUCAAGAAGCGCUACAAAGCUGAGGCAGACUAUCAGUGCCUGGAGCGGCAGAUGCAGUUGAUAUGUGACGUACUGGUGCAUGACAGCAAGUCAAGUGCCUGUCUCAAUGAUGAGCAGAGGUCAAUGCUGACCAGCUUCAGUCACAAAGGAGCCAGUGUCCCGCAACACCGAGGAAGAAGGUUAUCAGUGAUUGAUGAGUCCUCCUUCCUGUCGCACUCUGACAUUAGUUAUGACAGAACGGAUGAUGAUUUGGACUUGGACAGCACAGCGUUUGUUAAGCCUCUCAAGUCAAGAGCUCGUGAGAGAAGACGUUCAUCAAUGGGCCCAAGUGUUGGUCCUCCGAUUUCAAAACGAGGGAGAAUCAGCGGGCGUUCAGGGGAUCUGCUGGGGACUAGACCACUGGAGAAGGAAAUCGAGACGACUGUUGUGAAGGCGUCUGUCACUACCCCAGAGACUGGAGGUCAGAUUCACAUGGUAAUAGACAUAACCCAGGAGACUCCAGAACAUCCAUCCAGGGCUCUCAGAAAUGAACAUUUUCCGUCUGUUGAUGAACAAACGUCUGUGUGGGCACAUAGUGAAGUCACGGAGGCUGAAACGCUCGUUGAAAUGGAGGUGAUCGCCCCUGAGCCAGCUGUCCCUCAGGACUUCACGCCCACCGUGGAUAAGACUUUGCAGCAUGUAUUCCAACAAAAAACAGUGAUUCGUCCCGAGACAUGUGUACCAUGUGGGAAGAGGAUUCGCUUUGGGAAGAUGGCCAUAAAAUGCAGAGACUGUCGAGUGGUGAGCCAUCCUGAGUGUAAGCAACUAUGUCUGGAGAAGUGCAUCCCUAAUGCUCAUGGUUCAGUUCAGCCCAAAGAGGAGACAUUAGAAAGCUUUGCCCCCUCCACGCGUCCACGGAUUCCCUCUUUGAUUGUUCAGUGUGUUCAUGAAAUUGAGAGAAGAGGACUUGAAGAGAAAGGCAUUUACAGAGUGCCGGGAGGAGAGCGACUGGUGAAGGAACUGAGGGAGAAAUACGUGUGUGGGAAAGGCCCGCUGAUGCUCCACAAAGUAGAAGAGGUUCAUGCUGUCUGUGGACUCCUCAAAGACUUCCUGAGGAAACUCAAAGAGCCUCUCAUAACAUUUAAGCUACACAGAACAUUUAUGGAAGCUUCUGAGAUGGCUGAUGAAGACAAGAGCAUAGAAACAUUAAUAAAGAAUAUCAAAGAGCUGCCGCAGCCUAACAGAGACACCCUGGCCUUCCUAAUCCUGCAUUUGCAGAGGGUAAUGCAGAGUCCGUUGUGUCAAAUGGAUCAGAAUAACUUGUCCAGAGUGUUUGGCCCCACUAUCAUUGGCCAUGGGAUGCUAGAACCUUCUCCCAUGACCAUUAUGAGAGACACAAACACUCAACCCAAAGUAGUGGCUCGGUUACUGUCUUUUCCUUCAGAUUUCUGGGAAGGCUUUCUAGCUGAGGAGAAGAAUCCGCUUGUCUCUCCUGUGGUCGAUUCCAACGUCAGCAAUGUCUGUCCAAGCACUAGCAGAGAUAAGAUAUUCAAACCUCUGACCUCUCCUGAGUUGAGCAAAUAUUCUAAAACUACAUCUGGCGGCUCAAUCAAGGGUCGGAUCAAGCACUUUGGUGGCACUUUCAAUAACCCAAGCAAACCAAGAAAUGAACCAGGAAAAAGGAAGUUCUUCACAUCCCCCAAAUAAUUUAUGUGUGUGUGUAUAAAUGUGUAUUUUGUGUGCCAAGUAGUUGCACAGGGACACUUUGCUUUGGUGGCUUGAACUGUUUUUUCCUACCACUCGAAAUGAAACACUUUAGCACUUUAUAUCCUACCUUGGAAAAUAACUUUUCUUAUGAAUGUAAGUCUGUCCAGAAAGAAAAAAUCUUGGAACAUGAGACCACACUCUUGGUCAUUUUUUGUAGAAGGUUUAAGUGUUUUUGUAUAAAGGAAAUGUCCUGGAAAAUAUCUAAAGGUGGCAUAAACAUGGUGAAAUAAGUGUAUUGAUUUGAAAUAAACUAGAUGAAUUUA